AGAGGAAGAGCACUGAAGUAUGGAUCGCCUGACAGUUCUCUCCCUGACACUUGCUGUGUGUUUGACUCUUUGUGAUGCUGCUCCCACGGCCGCAUCGCCAGAUGACCAGCACAUCGCAGAGGAAUAUUUAGCACAGUUCUACAAGAACCAAGAGGCUGUUCAACCCCGUGGCAGAAAUAUGUUCCUUCCCAAUUUUGAGAAAGAUCUGAAAGCCAUGCAGGAGUUUUUUGGACUGGAGGUCACAGGCAAGCUGGACACAAACACUGUGGAGGUGAUGAAAAAACCACGCUGUGGUGUCACUGAUUUGGCGAGAUACGGACACUUCGAUGGGAACCCCAGGUGGAGGCAAAGUGUUGUGACAUACAGAAUAACUGAAUACACGCCACAGUUAAGCAGGAGCGAAGUAGACGCCACUAUCGCUAAAGCCUUCAAGCUGUAUAGUGAUGUCAUUCCUCUCGAUUUCAAACAGAUCCAAAGUGGCACAGCCGAUAUCAUGAUUCUCUUCAAAGCAAGAUAUCAUGGAGAUUUCUACCCAUUUGAUGGACCCGGUCAGGUUCUGGCUCACGCCAACUCUCCUGGUCCUGAACAAGGAGGAGAUACACACUUCGAUGAGGAUGAGAAAUGGACAUUAAGUCAACAAGGUGUGAACCUGCUUUUGGUGGCUGCCCAUGAAUUUGGUCACGCGCUAGGAUUAGAUCACUCUAAAGACCGAUCGGCUCUCAUGUUUCCAAAUUACCAAUAUGUCAACACAAAUGGCUAUAAACUUCCCCUGGAUGACAGACUCGGAGUCCAGGCUCUGUAUGGCGUUCGAGGAUCUACAGAUAAACCUGCCCCAAAGCCUGAACCAAAGCCUGAGCCAAAGCCUGAUCCAAAGCCAAAGCCUGAGCCAAAGCCUAAGCCUAAGCCAAAGCCUGAGCCAAAACCAGAUCCUGGCCUGAGCAACGCACCUGAGCCAUGCAAGCGUGACUUAGUUUUUGAUGCAGCAACCAGCAUUUGGGGAGAUCUGUACUUCUUUAAAAAUGGAUACUACUGGAAGAAAGGAUAUUACAGUGGACUUUCACAGCAAAAAAUAAGCUCUUUGUGGCCGUCUAUCGAUUCUGUUGAUGCUGCUUAUACGGCGAAGGACAAAAAAACUGCCUUCCUCUUUAAAGGUCAGCAGUACUGGGGUGUCAGAGACGGCAAAAUCUUACCUGGAUAUCCCAAACCCAUUUCCAACAUUGGGUUUAUCCCAUCUGUGAAAAAGAUUGAUGCGGCCGUAUAUGUGGCAUCCACUGAUGAAACUCUAUUUUUUGUCGAAAGCAAAUAUUGGAGCUACAAUGAAAAGACGGGUAAACUGGACUUUCCUAAAAGCAUUCAGCAUAAUUUCCCUGGAAUUGGGUCACAUGUGGAUGCUGCUUUUGAAAAUGCUGGUUACCUGUAUUUCUCAAACCGUGAACGGCAAAUUGAGUAUGACUUCAGCGCAAAACGAGUGAAUCGUGUUCUGUUGAAUUACGGAUGGUUGAACUGCUACUAAACAUACAGUAAAUAACGGAAAAUGUAUACAUUUUAUCUUUAGAUUAAGCUAGGACUAUAGGCCUUAGUGACAUUUAAGUAGGUUUUACAAACGUACCUUAAAAAACAUUAUUGGUGUGCAUCUUGAGACAAAACAUGUAUGGCAUUGGUACUUAUAUGUAAGUGAAAGAUAAGUUAAGUUUUCUCAUAAGGCAGAUCAAGCAUGCAUUUAGUCUGGGGCUUAAAGCCCUGUCCA
Paramisgurnus dabryanus is the source of this 1747-nucleotide messenger RNA. Its product is annotated as stromelysin-1-like. Gene Ontology annotation, cellular component: extracellular matrix. Gene Ontology annotation, molecular function: metalloendopeptidase activity; zinc ion binding. Gene Ontology annotation, biological process: collagen catabolic process; proteolysis; extracellular matrix organization. Lineage: Eukaryota; Metazoa; Chordata; Actinopteri; Cypriniformes; Cobitidae. The record is from RefSeq and is a predicted model, not a curated record.